AUGCAGUUCACCACCAUCCUUGCUUCUCUUGCCUCCAUGGUCGCCAUGACCUCUGCCACCAGCGUCUCCUUCGACACCGGCUACGACGAUGCCGGCCGCUCCAUGACCGCUGUCUCUUGCUCCGACGGUGUCAACGGCCUGAUCACCAAGUACGGCUGGCAGACGCAGGGUGCCGUCUCCAAGUUCCCCUACAUCGGCGGCUCUGACACCAUUGCCGGCUGGGGCUCCGCCAACUGCGGCAAGUGCUACUCCCUGACCUACAACGGCAAGACGAUCAACAUCCUCGCCAUCGACCACGCCGGCAACGGCUUCAACAUCGCCCAGGCUGCCAUGAACGACCUUACCAACGGCCAGGCCGCCGCCCUCGGCCGCAUCGAGGCUACCACCGCCGAGGUCCCUCUCAGCAACUGCGGCUUGUAA
Messenger RNA from Lasiodiplodia theobromae, 420 nucleotides. Its product is annotated as Epl1 protein. Bases 1 to 420 code for a protein of 139 amino acids. The transcript has 2 exons. The record is from RefSeq and is a predicted model, not a curated record. Lineage: Eukaryota; Fungi; Ascomycota; Dothideomycetes; Botryosphaeriales; Botryosphaeriaceae.